UUCAAUGAGUAUCAGAGAGUUUGCCCCCCAAAAAAUCACACAUCAAAGACCUUGAAGUUGUUUCCCAACUUUGGAAUACUAUCAAAGUACAGUCUACUGGCCGUCAGGUGGAGGUGUCCAUGGACUCCGUUCAAGGACACGCACACACACACACAUGCCUACACCUAUCCAGUUUUUUUUUCUGGCACGUUUUCAGGACAAAGUGUGGGGGGAAGUCAUUAGUUGUGGAGUUACGUCAAGGGCUGUGGCUGUGAAUCAUAUAAAAACAGCGCUAAGAGCACAUGAGGGCAUCUUCAAGGAUUAAAGCCACACUCUAGUUCCACCAGUUUUUGUCUCCCCAGCAGUCAUGAUACUAAGCAUUGCCCUCAUUUGGGCCAUAGUUGUUGGACUCUGUUGUUGUCUUUGGCUUAUCACAGGAAUACGCAGAAGAUUGCCUGGGGAGCCUCCAGUAGAAAAUGGCUGGAUCCCUUACCUUGGUUGUGCUCUUCAGUUUGGGGCCAAUCCUUUAGAGUUUCUUCGCAGCAGACAGAAGAAACAUGGUCACAUUUUUACAUGCAAGAUUGCUGGGCAGUAUGUCCAUUUCCUUUGUGAUCCAUUCUCCUACCAUGCCGUUAUCCGCCAAGGAAGGCAUCUAGAUUGGAAGAAAUUUCACUUUGAUGCCUCUGCAAAGGCAUUUGGUCAUGAGAGCAUGGAUCCAAGUCAAGGUUUCACCACCGAGAACCUGCAUCAGACCUUCUUGAAGACCCUGCAAGGGGAGGCCUUGUCUCCUCUCAUUGAGACCAUGAUGGAAAACCUACAGAGCACCAUGCUGCAGUCAGGCAUGCUGAAGGCCAAACCCUCAGAGUGGCAGAGCGAUGGUAUUUUUGCCUUCUGCUACAAGAUCAUGUUUGAAGCAGGCUACCUGACCCUCUUUGGGAAGGAAUUGGAUGGAGACCAGAGUAUUGCACGCCAGCAAGCCCAAAAAGCUCUGGUGCUCAAUGCAUUGGAGAACUUCAAAGAGUUUGAUAAGAUCUUUCCUGCUCUGAUCGCUGGUCUCCCCAUUCACGUUUUCAAAAGUGCCUACAGCGCUCGGGAAAAUCUCGCCAAGACAAUGCUCCACGAGAACCUCAGCAAGCGUGCCAAUGUGUCUGACCUUAUAUGCUUGCGCAUGCUCUUGAAUGACACAUUAUCUACCUUCAACGAGCUGAGCAAAGCCAGGACCCAUGUGGCCAUGCUGUGGGCUUCACAAGCCAACACUUUGCCUGCAACCUUCUGGACCCUGUUCCAUAUGAUCAGGUGCCCUGCGGCCAUGAAAGCUGCUAGCGAGGAGGUGAGGCGAACAUUUGAAAGUUCUAAUCAGAAAGUCGAUCCCAUGAAUUCUCGACUUGUACUAACAAGGGAACAGUUGGACAACAUGCCAAUUCUAGACAGUAUCAUUAAAGAGGCGAUGAGGCUGUCCAGCGCAUCCCUGAAUGUGAGAAUGGCCAAGAGCGAUUUCCUUCUUCAUCUGGACAACAACGAGUCUUACCACAUCCGCAAAGAUGAUGUAAUAGCUCUGUACCCCCCGAUGAUUCACUUUGAUCCUGAGAUCUAUGAAGAUCCUCUGACAUAUAAGUAUGAUAGAUACCUUGACGAGAAUGGACAGGAGAAGACCAGCUUUUACCGAAACGGACGCAAACUUCGUUACUACUACAUGCCCUUUGGCUCUGGGGUGACCAAGUGUCCUGGCCGCUUCUUUGCUGUGCAUGAGAUCAAGCAGUUCCUGUCUCUACUGCUAGCGUACUUUGAAAUGGACCUUUUAGACCCUGAUGUGAAAGAACCGCCGUUGGACCAGUCUCGGGCUGGACUGGGUGUUCUGCAGCCCACCUAUGAUGUUGACUUUCGAUACAGACUCAAAUCUCACUAGGAAUCUCACACUUAUUUAUGGACUGUUGACUUAAGCUGUAAAUAAUGUACAUUUUGCAUCGCGUCCAAGCAGACAAAUGUGAAUAGGUUUCAAUUGUGUUUUCUUUCUAUUCUAGCUGAUUUGAGAGAGAUUUUACUAAGUUUGAAAGAAACUUCAGAGAUCUCCUUUUAAAAAAAUUCAGUAACAUUUACUGCACUUAUCCUAUGUUUAUUCAUAGUAUUCUUCUCAAUUCUUAAAAUAUCUGGCAGUAUUCAAUAUUGAACAUUGGUUAGAAAUUGGAAUCGUUCAUGCUAUUUCAUUGGUGGUUUACCAUUUUUGUAAAAUGAAAGGCUAUGUGCUUUGUAAUUGCAGGUUAAUUUUACUUUUUAAACAAAAGGUGCUUAAAGGUGUGCUGUAAGCAAUUUUAUAUGGAAUUAAAUGCAGAAAACGAUCAAA
This is a messenger RNA of Cyprinus carpio (common carp), 2320 nucleotides long. RefSeq names its product cytochrome P450 7A1. Gene Ontology annotation, molecular function: iron ion binding; heme binding; cholesterol 7-alpha-monooxygenase activity. NCBI's taxonomy places the organism in Eukaryota, Metazoa, Chordata, Actinopteri, Cypriniformes, Cyprinidae. The record is from RefSeq and is a predicted model, not a curated record. Gene Ontology annotation, biological process: cellular response to glucose stimulus; cholesterol homeostasis; cholesterol catabolic process.